GUCCGCACGCUCCGCGCUCCCCAACCAGAGCUCGCCAGAGCGCAGCCGCGGCCGCCGCGGAGCAGGCUCGCGGGUUCCCGGAUGUGCGGAGCUAGCGGAAGCCCCGCCCCCGCCGCCGGCUCCCCGCGCGUCCCCGCCCAACGCUCCGCGCGCCGCCGCGCUCCGUUUUUCCCCUCCCUCUCCCGCCCGUCCUCCCCCUUUUUCGUGCCUUGAGGUUGCGGGUCAGCGCGAGCCACUGCAGUGAGUCCGUCACGGCUCCGGCGCGAGCGGGAGGCUGCAGCUCAGCAGCCGCUGGGCCCCUUGGCUUUCUCCCGUCUGCCUCUCUCCUUGGCGCUGUCUCUCCCUCCCGCUCUCUCGGUGUCUCUGAAUCUCGACCUUAAUUUCUCGUCUCAACCCCCCUCGCCGGCUCCCGUGCGCGCAGCCAGCCGGCCGGCGCGGGCCCCGCGGCGCCGCCUCCCCUCCCCCAGCCCGGACCCCCCUCUCUCGCGGCCGUCCCGAGGGCCGCGGCCGCCGCUUCCUGCGAGAACCAGCGUGAGCGCCGACACUCCUCCGCCCGAGCGAGCCGCCGACCGCCCAGCAAAAUGGGAAAUGAGGCAAGUUAUCCCUUGGAAAUGUGCUCACACUUUGAUGCUGAUGAAAUUAAAAGGCUAGGAAAAAGAUUUAAGAAGCUUGAUUUGGACAAUUCUGGUUCUUUGAGUGUGGAAGAGUUCAUGUCCCUACCUGAAUUACAACAGAAUCCUUUAGUACAGCGAGUAAUAGACAUAUUCGACACAGAUGGGAAUGGAGAAGUAGACUUUAAAGAAUUCAUUGAGGGUGUCUCUCAGUUCAGUGUCAAAGGAGAUAAGGAACAGAAGUUGAGGUUUGCUUUUCGUAUCUAUGACAUGGAUAAAGAUGGCUAUAUUUCCAACGGGGAACUCUUCCAGGUGCUGAAGAUGAUGGUGGGAAACAACCUGAAAGAUACACAGUUACAGCAAAUUGUAGACAAAACCAUAAUAAAUGCAGAUAAGGAUGGUGAUGGAAGAAUAUCCUUUGAAGAAUUCUGUGCUGUCGUAGGAGGCCUAGAUAUCCACAAAAAGAUGGUGGUAGAUGUGUGACUCUUUUUUAAGAGUAUCACCCAACACUUUUGCUUUCUUCUCCAUCUCUGAAGAUCUGCUCAAGACGUCCAGCAAUGCUCUCUGUGUAUUUAAAUGGAAGUAUUUUUCUCUGUGAAGCCACAUUUUCCAACAUGAGCCUCAUGAAGCCAACUAAGUGUUAUUGAACUUUUAUUCUCUCAAUAACUCAGUGUAGCACUUUAAAGUCUGAAGGACAGCAACAUGAAAAGAGCAUAUCAAUGUGGUGAAGAAAGGGAAGGAGUUGGCUUUUUAAUUUAUUUUUCUUCAUCUUUUAUAACAAGAAAGUAUCUAUAUAUACAUAUGUAAAUAUUUAUAUAUAGAUAUAUGUAGCUUUCUAUAUGUGUAGUAGGUUGGCUUUAAUUUAAUAUACUUGAUUCAGAAACAAAAUGAUAGAGUACAAAAGUGCCAAGCAGAACAUAAAACAUCCUUACUUUUAUUUCACACAGUUUUAUAUAUAGAUAGAAGAUUGUACCAUUUGAGCCGGAUAUCAGGCCAGCUGUUUCCCCUCUCUUGUGCUUUCUCCUUUGAGAGAUUGACAAAGCAUUUGUUAAUGUCCUCUUAUUUACCUUAAUUACAUUUUUUGUAACAAAGGAGUUUGUAACUUUAUUUAUACCUAUAAAUAUAUUUCCAGGGACUAAGUCUCAUUGCUGAGCAGCUUUUAAUACUCUGCUUGAGAAGAAAGUAUAGUUCAGUGCUACUGCCAAGAGCUCAUUCUUGUGUUCAUAUAGUUACUGCAAAAAAAAAAAAAAAAUUAUGGCUACUUCAUUCUGUUAUUUCACAACUAGGAACUAUUGAGGAUCCCAAAUGAAUGUAAAUUAUCACUUGUGAUUUUUCUAAAGGCUAGAAGUUAAAGCAAUGAUUUAAGUUAGACAUUACUUAAAACAUGAAUCAAUCAUGUAACUGCUUAGAAUAUCCGUUUAUUUGUUUUAUUAUGUGGGUAAAUAAUGUCAUCAAGCUUGUGUGAACCAUGCAUUUUCCUUCUGUAUUUUCUCAAGAUUUGCAGCAAAUCUAAAAAACUGGUGAUAAUUAAUGUGCAUGCGUGUUUUUAAACACCCACAUAUAUUUGUGAUUUAAAUGGAAGAAAUCUUAACUAGUCUAUAUGCCACAGAAGAGCAAAAUUUUAUCCAGUUUUUACCUCUUAAAUUUCCUUACGAUAAGGCGUAGAGUGCAUGAUGGUUUUCUUCUUGAUUUGCCCGUAUUUUUUGUAAUGGAAGUUUGUGUGAUAUAAAAGUAGAGUAUCAUUUCCCACCACUUGAUAUCCCUUCCCUUUUCUGCAAAGGUACUACUGGCUAGAAGAAAACAUUUUGGUUAGCUUUCUAGGACAGUAGUCUUUCCCUACAGAUUUUUUCUAUUAAAACUGGUUUUAUAAUCAUGAAUGGAAAAGGGCAGGUUGAAUCAAGGUAAAUAAGUCUUCAGUUGGGUACCUGCCUGUCAUGGCUGUUCCUUCAACUGAGUGCUGCACAUCAUGGGCUCUGUCUGUGAGAGAAAAAUCCCGGUGCUUGGUGUCCUUGCAUGACAUGGAGUUUUGCAUGUAGAUCGAUUUCAAAUGUACCUCUUGUUUACAUAAUUUGCAUAAUUUUAAAAGAUAAUGUUGCCAAACUUUGGAAAUGUUAAUGUUCAAACUGAAAAUCUCCACUACAUGUUAACUUUCUUCCUCUGGAUCAGUACGUGGCUUAUAAUCCCAGCCAGUGGUUUGAUCUGUUCCAGUGUCAACUGCCAUGUGCUCUGCUUCAAGGGGGAACUAGUCUUUUGUGAAUUUUUUGUACAUAAGUAUUUGUUACAAAUAUUUUAGCAAAUGCUUUCUAUUUCUCUUGCUUGUGCAUAUCUUGGCUGGCGUUACAGAAAAAUAGUGCAAACAUUAUUUCCUUACCGGGGAAUGAGGGUUUCUCUCUCUUUUUUUUCUCCCCGCCUCCUUUUUUUUCUCCCCCCCCCUUUUUUUUUUAGUGUGUGUAGGAGGGGAGGGGAGGGUGGUUUAUGUUGAAUGUUUAGUUUUUUCUUCUGCAUGAAACAUCAUGUUGUGGGAUCUUUAGAAACUUCAUACUGUAUGAGUAAUAAAAUAAAAUAUUUGAAACUUG
Molecule: messenger RNA, 3187 nt
Organism: Erinaceus europaeus (western European hedgehog)
Lineage: Eukaryota; Metazoa; Chordata; Mammalia; Eulipotyphla; Erinaceidae
Gene: PPP3R1
Product: protein phosphatase 3 regulatory subunit B, alpha
Exons: 6
Coding region: 582-1094 (170 amino acids)
Molecular function (GO): calcium ion binding; calcium-dependent protein serine/threonine phosphatase regulator activity
Source: RefSeq, a predicted model, not a curated record